CCUUCACGAAGGGUAGUCAUCUUGUCGCGAUGUGAAGGCUUAAGUGCAAUGAAUCCUAUGGGCCAUGCUGACGGAGUCAGCUCUGCCCAAGCUGGCUGGCUCCAAGGGGUCACCCUUGUCAGACGGGCCAUAGGACGAGCACGAAACUAAGAACUACCCCUCCCAACUGACAGAUGUCUGUUUCCCAUAUUGGGCGGUCUGUCAGUACCCGCUCUAUCGAUUGUUUUUCCUAUCACUGAGAUAGGGCAAUCGAUAGAGCAGUCCGAUUGAAUCCUUAAAGGAUUCAUGCACUUAAAUGUGCAGUCCGAAACCCAUCAAGCGUCUGUUCCAUAUUGGGCGGCUUGAUGGUCUGUCUGAUCCCAGAGGGACGGCAGUUUUUGUGUCCUGGCAGUAGGUGAAAAAUGCAAAUCUCCCCCCCCCCCCCAAAUGAUGUCUGAAGAAGAAAAAUGCCCCUCGUAUCCGGUUCGGGGCUUGACAAUACCCGGAGACCCUAUUCCCACAGCGGCGACACCGGGCUGUGGUGAAUCGAAUGUUACUGGCAUCCGAGUUAGACAGGUGGUAGCACCGGGCCUGUCUAAUUCGCAAGUUACUGGAGCAACAACAACAACAACAAUAAAACCCGCAAGCAGCCGGCCCAAGCUGGCUGCUUGUAAACCAAUCCCUCCCACCAAACCUUCAGUUGUGGGAAAGGUCCCAAGCGGUGAGGUACCUCUGCCCGUUGUGGCAAGUACCUCUGCAGCCGCGAGAGCAGCCCUAGCUGAUCAAAAGUCAGCCUCUUCCCUGCCUUCGGGUGACAAAAAUGUCUCCCAUGUGCCACCUUGUGCAAGAGAGGAAUCGUCGACCCCGAUGUCGGGUUCCUCAUCCGCACCUCCCCCUACGCUGGAAAAGUCGUCGAACUCGAUGUCGGGCUCUUCCAGCGUACCAGCAGAUUCCCAACGGCACAAAACCCCUUCCCGUAGGGCUUUUGCACAUCGGCGCGCCGCCGAGCGCAUUGUUGAGCGACAUGGCGCCAAGCCCAACAAUGUAUUGUCCAAGGACGAGAAAUCGUCUCUUGAAUGGGCCAAAAGUAUCCUGGCUAGACAACAGGACUCAAAUCCUCCAGCCAAAGCAGAAGUGACGAAGUCUGCUGCUGAGGCGCCUAAACGGCAAAGAUCAGAGGAAGAGUCCCCUUCGUUGUCAACCAUCCAGCCGACGACUAAACGUCCAAAGAAGGCGCAAACUGUCGUCGUUAAUAGGCCUUUCAGUGAGGUUGCCAAAAAUCCACUGGUAAGGGCUAUUAUCGACAGGAGCAAUAGUGACGGGGCCAUCUCUCAAGAUAAAUGGGGGAUCAUCCGUCAACGAAUGCUAGGGGUGUACUGGAAAAUCCUUAAGGAAAAUCCAGGACCCGCCCCCCAAAAUGAUGACGCUGGCUGGUUCCAGGGUCAUAUAAAACUGCUGGCUUGUUCGAAUGAGCGCUCUGCGUUACUUCUCAAGCUAGCGAUUGAGUCCCUUGGGGAAGUGUGGCCAGGUGCUAUGUUGGACGUGGUCCCGGUAUGUGAAAUUCCUCGCAGACCGAGAUCCAUUGCCACCAUCCCAACUGAGCCUCAUGACCCGGCGGAGAUUCUGGCGCUCCUUCAGAGCGGAAACCCUCAUCUACCUACCCAUGAUUGGAAGGUGGUGAAGGUCUCCGAACCGAUAGGAACGAUCAGAAAGGCGAUUGUGGUCCUUAAUAAGGAGUCCGUGUCGCCACUGCGAGAGUGCGGAAGCAAAGUAUACUAUGGCUUUGAUAGUAUUACUCUCCGUACCUACCGCAGUGACGACAAACGCAACGCCGCUGCCUCGAAGGUUAAGCUAGAGGUUCCGCCCAAGAAGGACGAUGAUAACAUCGACGAUCCCGCUGUUUCAGAAGGCGGGGAGAACUCUCAAUCGACCACAGGUCAAUUGGGAGAACUCCUCGGCGAUCUGAAAGUGGCGGAGGACGACGACACCCUUUCGGAUACUGAUCCGGAAGAUGUCGACGUAACCGUCGUCUACGAUCCUGACUUAGGAGAUGGUGAAGGUAUUGCAGAUUAACCUUCACCACUCUAAAGCAGCAUCUGCCGCCCUCCUCCUCCGUUUAGCUGAAAGAGGGGAGGAGCUAAUCCUGGUCCAGGAACCGUGGACCCACCAUGGUAAAGUUCGUGGACUCUCUCUUAGAGGCUAUAAGCUUCUUCAUGCUAACUGUUCAGCGACGAAGAUACUGUUGCGGCUGCUUGGGAGUCUGGUAACUCAAACAUCUGGCUUCUAAGCAGCUAUAUGGCACACGACCAUGGCGACCAGCCACCAAAUCGCCUGGUGAGGGAAAUUGUGUGUGAGGCAGAUAGGCGACACAUUCCGCUUCUCAUGAGUGCAGAUGCAAAUGCGCACCACACGGUCUGGGGAAGCUCAGACAUUAACUCAAGAGGUGAGUCUCUUUUAGAUUUUCUAUUAGAUAAUAACCUAGUAGUAGUAAAUAGAGGUUCAGAACCCACUUUCAUAGUUGCAAAUAGAAAGGAGGUACUGGAUAUAACGGUUGUGAAUGCAAACCAUAUUGACCUAGUUCAGGGU
Molecule: messenger RNA, 2565 nt
Organism: Lucilia sericata (common green bottle fly)
Lineage: Eukaryota; Metazoa; Arthropoda; Insecta; Diptera; Calliphoridae
Exons: 2
Coding region: 427-2052 (541 amino acids)
Source: RefSeq, a predicted model, not a curated record